Messenger RNA from Colias croceus (clouded yellow), 460 nucleotides. RefSeq lists its product as uncharacterized. The transcript has 2 exons. The record is from RefSeq and is a predicted model, not a curated record. Gene Ontology annotation, biological process: ribosome biogenesis. The coding region runs from base 119 to 403 and encodes 94 amino acids. NCBI's taxonomy places the organism in Eukaryota, Metazoa, Arthropoda, Insecta, Lepidoptera, Pieridae.
GUCCAAGUGUCACUAAAAGUGUCAAAACAACGUGGUUACAUCGGUGUAAAAAUUUACCUACUUUUUAAUUCUUCUUUUUCUAAAUCAUUCGGAAUUUUGUCCGAGAAUUUAACUCAAAAUGGGAAAAGACAAAAAAAAGGGAAUCAAAGGUAAUGUUUUCAAAGUAGCCGGAGCCAAAAGUUUAAAGAAAACGAAAGCUAAAGCAGUGAACUUAGGCCUUAAAAAUAUUAAACAAAAAGUUGCAGAUAUUGAUAAGCAAUUCCUUGAUAUUAAAAACAAUCCAAAGUCAAAGGAGUCUCAGAAGAAACAAGUUAUUCAAGGACCUGAGAAGAAAAUAGAAAAAAAUGUAACUAAAGAAGAGGUAGCGUCAGCUGCAGCAGACAUUGAUAAAAUGGACUUAUAAGUCUGAUUUUGUAUAUAUUAUAUUUAUAAUAAGUGUAAAUAAAUAGGUUAAGACAUU